Molecule: messenger RNA, 612 nt
Organism: Fusarium proliferatum ET1
Lineage: Eukaryota; Fungi; Ascomycota; Sordariomycetes; Hypocreales; Nectriaceae
Exons: 2
Coding region: 1-612 (203 amino acids)
Biological process (GO): post-translational protein targeting to endoplasmic reticulum membrane
Molecular function (GO): protein binding
Source: RefSeq, a predicted model, not a curated record
AUGUCUGAAAUCGCUUUCGCCCAAACAUUUCUGGCGUCGCUGGAGUCGCGGCCUAUCCGACUCUCUGCCGACCAUGUCGAAGACCCCAAGACUUACCCUGCUCGGCCACCUUACAUCAUCCCCCGCAUGCCCAAGGCCAUGAGUAAACCCAACAAUCUCGCUCCCGGUUCCGAACGAAGCAUCACUGUGUCACUCAAGUCGCUUCGUAACCCUCCCCUGAGCAUCAAGCUCACUUCUCAACCCCUAAACACCUCAAUCCUGGACAUCAAGGCCAACAUCGAGAAGCAGACAAGGAUACCCGCCGCUAAGACUAAGUUGUUGCACAACAAGAAGCCUAUCCCUGAUAGCAAGAUUCUUAAGGAUCUACUAGGCGAGACGGAUAUGUCUAUUGAGUUUACGGUAAUGGUUAUUGGAGGCGCCGCUGCUAUUCCACCAGAAGAGCCUGAGGCCACCCCUGAGGCCCAACCCGUAGGAGCCCAAGCCUUACAGACGGGAGCCUUCUGGAGUGACCUGAAAGGAUUCUUGAUGCAACGACUAAAGGACGAAGCUGAGGCCGAACGUCUCUCUGGGCUUUUCAAAUCAAGUUGGGAGUCGAGUCAAGCAAACCCAUAG